AUGGAAGCUCUUGAGGAAAUUCUUCGACGAGUACAAUUUGACUCUCUCGAUUUCGAGUACACUUUCUUAGACGACGAUGCAGCCAUCGCGCUGAGCGAGAUGCUCGAGUUUUACGAAUCCGCUCACAAGUUGAAUCUUUCUUUCAAUAAACAGAUUACGGUUCGAGGAUGGACAGAUGUGUUCAAAUCCGUGAAAAAUAGUAAUUCGCUACAUAUGCUGAAUCUGCGGUAUACAUCUCUUUCUGAGAAGUCGUUAUCAGCUCUAUGUCGUGUACUUCGAGGGACACCUCAACCAGUACUGGGUUGUCUUCAUUUGGAAAAUGUGAACUUAUAUGGAAAGAAUCUUUACACUCUUGUUUGUGCCUUGAAAUUCAACACUGUGCUCAAGGAAUUGUACCUUGGUGAGAACACAUUGCAAGGUGCUGACGGAGCUCAUCUUUACCAAUUGAUCAUGAAUAACACCGCCAUUCAAAUGCUUGAUUUGCGAAAUAAUAGUCUGGGGGACAUGGGCGUUGCUAAGAUUUGCGAAGCGUUGCGUAAUCCGGAAGUGGUGAAAAAAACUUCACUCACGGCCCUCGUCCUGUGGAACAACAAAAUUACAGCCACUGGUAUGGAUGCCGUUGCUGGAGCACUGUGUGAAAACUGUCAUUUGGAAACGCUCAACAUUGGAAGCAAUCCACUUGGUGAGAUGGGCGUGCAGAGGUUGAGGCCUGCCCUUGGAGGAAACGGCAGUAAUCUGCACAGAAUUGGUCUUCAGAGCACGCAAUUAAAUUGCCAAAGU
Molecule: messenger RNA, 780 nt
Organism: Ostertagia ostertagi
Lineage: Eukaryota; Metazoa; Nematoda; Chromadorea; Rhabditida; Trichostrongylidae
Source: the annotation of a GenBank genome assembly